Molecule: messenger RNA, 693 nt
Organism: Verticillium alfalfae VaMs.102
Lineage: Eukaryota; Fungi; Ascomycota; Sordariomycetes; Glomerellales; Plectosphaerellaceae
Product: argininosuccinate synthase
Exons: 9
Coding region: 1-693 (230 amino acids)
Biological process (GO): urea cycle; L-arginine biosynthetic process
Cellular component (GO): cytoplasm
Molecular function (GO): ATP binding; argininosuccinate synthase activity
Source: RefSeq, a predicted model, not a curated record
AUGACAAUCUUGGCGGGCAUGCUCGAGGACCCCAAUGUCACUCCCCCUGAAGACAUGUGGACCAGGACCGACUCGCCCCUGAAGGCGCCUGAUACACCCCUCGACAUCAGCAUUCACUUCGACAAGGGUCUUCCUGUCAAGGUCGUCACCCCCGAGAAGACUGUCACCGGCUCGCUCGAGCUCUUCAAGCUCCUUAAUGAUCUGGGCAAGCAGCACGGUAUUGGUCGCAUUGACAUCGUUGAGAACCGCUACAUCGGCCUCAAGAGCCGUGGAUGCUACGACUCACCCGCGAUGACUUUGCUUCGCCUGUCACACAUUAGCAUCGAAGGACUGGUGCUUGAUGGACGUGUCCGUUCCCUUCGCGACAACCUUAGCAAGCAGUGGUCGGAGCUUCUGUACAACGGCUUGUACUUCAGCCCCGAGAGGGCGUUCCUUCAGCCUUCUCUCGACUUCGCCCAGGAGCGUGUCAACGGCGAGGUCCGUCUUCGUCUUUACAAGGGCAACGCGUACGUUCUUGGCCGCACUUCCCAGGAGAAGCUCUACUCCGAGGAGGACGCGUCCAUGGACUCGCUCACUACCUUUGAUCCUUCCGAGACGUCUGGUUUCAUCACGAUUGCUGCCAUUCGCCUCAAGAAGGUUGGACAUCUCAAAUACUAUGGUCUUCAGGUGGCCGAGGCUGGUCUCGAGCUCUAA